CAACAGUUCUGUAACCGGUUAACUAGACUGUGAACAUCCAUGCCCACUGCAUCUCACCACGCAUAUGCAAGACGACGACGACGACGACGACGGAAGCAGGGACGAGACGGGACGAAGGAAGAAGAGACGCUGGGGGGGUGGGGGUGGGAGAGCAGAAUAUAGUACCGAGAAUUUGUGCUAUUGAAAUUCUCUUGUGGGAUCAAUCACCUGGCCGCGCAGAUAUACACGAACCAUUCUGUCUCGUCAGUGGCAAGAUUCGCCGCUACCCUCCUCUUCAAACCUCUCCUUGCAUUACUUAAGCUUUGCGUCUCUGUUCCCCUUUUCUAUCGGUCGCUGCAUCGCUCUGUUUUUGCUGUAUUUUGCCUCACAACUUUUACUUCACUGUUUUUUCGUAGGGUUUUGCGGUGUGUUGUUGUUGUUGUUGUUGUUGUUGUUGUUUUUUGUUUUUUGUUUUUUUUUUUUUUUGCCAUGGCGACUGCUAGUAUGUCGUGUGCGAUAGCUGCCGGCGCCUCCGCGGGGUUGCAGAGGAGCACGGAGCUCCCUCAGCUGCGCGGGGCGGAAGUCAGCCUCUGCAGUGCCAAGAGGCGCGGCAGGGGGAGCUUGGCUGUGAGGAAGGCUGUUGCUGUGGCGAGUACGACGAUUGGCAAUGGCCAGGGGCUCACUUACAAGGAUGCCGGGGUGGACAUUGACGCGGGCACGGAGCUCGUGCGGCGAAUUGCGAAGAUGACGCCGGGAAUUGGCGGGUUUGGAGGGUUGUAUCCCUUUGGGGAUUCGUAUUUGGUGGCGGGCACUGAUGGUGUUGGGACCAAGCUGAAGCUGGCGUUUGACAUGGACAAGCACGACACGAUCGGGAUCGACCUGGUGGCGAUGAGCGUGAAUGAUAUUAUCACAAGCGGUGCUAAGCCUAUGUUCUUUUUGGAUUACUUUGCGACCAGUCAUUUGGACGUGGACCAAGCGGAGCAAGUGAUCAAAGGAAUUGUGGACGGGUGCAAGCAGUCGGACUGCGCGCUGCUGGGUGGAGAGACAGCUGAAAUGCCCGGGUUUUAUGCGCCCGGAGAGUAUGACUUAAGUGGAUUUGCAGUAGGGAGUGUGAAAAAAGAUGCGCUGAUCGAUGGAAAGAGUAUUGCUCCUGGUGAUGUUCUACUUGGCUUACCUUCAAGUGGAGUGCACUCUAACGGGUUCUCGCUUGUGCGUAAAGUGCUGGCCAAGUCUGGGGCAUCUCUUCAUGACGAAUUGCCUGGUGCGGGAAAGUCCAUCGGGGAGGCAUUGCUUGCGCCCACAACCAUCUACGUCAAGCAGGUGUUGGAUCUUGUGGCGAAAGGAGGCAUUAAGGGAAUUGCGCAUAUCACCGGUGGCGGUUUCACUGACAAUAUCCCUCGCGUCUUCCCAGACGGUCUGGGUGUGGAGAUCGACGUAAAUUCGUGGGAAGUGCCUCCUAUCUUCAAGUGGUUGCAAGAGCAGGGUGGCGUGGACGAUGCUGAAAUGCGGCGAACAUUCAACAUGGGCAUUGGUAUGGUAUUGAUAGUUCGCAAGGAUGCAGCAGAGAGGAUCGUGUCCGAAGAAAGCUCGUACGGCAAGGUGUAUCGCUUGGGUCACAUCGUUGAGGGCAAUGGUGUCAUCUUCAACUAGGACCGAGGAAACCAUCAACAUCACGUUCAAUCAAGUGUGGGGCUAAAUUUUAGAAGGUAGACCCAUCACAUCUCUGUGAGAUCGUGGUAAAUUCUAUGCUGCUUUUUAUGGGGAUGUGAAGGCUUUGCAACGACCUGUUGGAUACAUUCAUCGUCCACAAUGAGGAGAGGCUUCUGGUGCUCGCUGUUGCCCACAAUUUUGGAUAGAAAUUGGUCUACUAUGAUGAUUGCUCGCCCUCCUGGUUUUAGUACAUGCAAAUUGUGGUCAACGCAGUGCAGUCGGGGUUGACGGGAUUAGUGGGUAGAGGACAACCUGAGUAGAAAUAUCCACCCAACCCAAGUGGUUUGUUUUUAAUGUUGCAAGCCAGUUGAAAUACAUCUUUCCAACGUAUGAGCAAGAGAA
Messenger RNA from Physcomitrium patens, 2031 nucleotides. Its product is annotated as phosphoribosylformylglycinamidine cyclo-ligase, chloroplastic/mitochondrial. Gene Ontology annotation, cellular component: cytosol. Gene Ontology annotation, biological process: 'de novo' IMP biosynthetic process; adenine biosynthetic process. Gene Ontology annotation, molecular function: phosphoribosylamine-glycine ligase activity; phosphoribosylformylglycinamidine cyclo-ligase activity. NCBI's taxonomy places the organism in Eukaryota, Viridiplantae, Streptophyta, Bryopsida, Funariales, Funariaceae. The record is from RefSeq and is a predicted model, not a curated record.